Saccostrea cuccullata (small rock oyster) is the source of this 2059-nucleotide messenger RNA. RefSeq lists its product as uncharacterized. The record is from RefSeq and is a predicted model, not a curated record. The transcript is spliced from 2 exons. Bases 233 to 1168 code for a protein of 311 amino acids. Lineage: Eukaryota; Metazoa; Mollusca; Bivalvia; Ostreida; Ostreidae.
UUAGUAUUCCGGAAUUUCAAGGUUCAUUUUUGGUUCCGUAUGUUUAUGAUAUGUUGACUUCAUUAUUUCCGCCCAAGUUUCAGCUACACUUCUUCGCUCUUUUUCUACUUGUUUUGCCUGCUUUACAUGCUCACAGUCUUUUCACCAUUAUCCACAUAUUCUACAUAUUCAACAUGGUUAACUGGCUGUAACUAAUAAAGAGACAGCACAGUGAAAAGAUUACGUGUACAGCAUGUCCACAACUCACAACGCACUGUUGCCGACAGACGGUAGUGAGGGUAAGGAGCCCCGUGAGACAAAACUAACUGAAAAAGGAGAAGAAUACUAUAAGAACCAAAAAGACAUUCUCUACAGAAAACUCGAAUCAGCAAGUAAAAUCCUCAUUGAUUGCAUUGUUAACUCAGAACCAUUACCAAAGUCUAUCAGUUUAUUGGAAACUACAGAGGGAACUUUGCGAAGCACCUUUCAGCGUUACGACACUUGUGCAAACAACUACCUUGACUUUCUAUCACGUUCUCGAGAUCCCGAAGCAACACAAGAACUGGAGAAAUACUGGCCUGUCAUGACAGAUCUCAAAAAAGAAUUCAACACUUUGAUGGAAAAAAUCGACUUGAAAAAAGAGUCUGCUGAAAGUCAAUCCCACAGGUCUUCUAGAACAAAGACAAGUCGUUCAUCUACAUCAAGUGCAAGCCUUGCUGCUAGCAAAAGAGCCAAGGCAGAAUCUGAAAAAGUAAAACUACAAUUUGUGAAAAGAGAGACAGAAAUUAAGAAAGAACAGUUUGCAAAAACUUUACAACUGGAAGUUUUAGAACAAGAGAAAAUAGCAGCAGCAGCUGAUGCCGAAGCAUCUUAUCUUGAGAGACAAUUUGAUGAUGACAUAGUGAAUACGGCAGAGUCGGUUAAUCCACCGAAAGAAGAAAUGAGUCCUUUCGACAAGACACUGAAUUAUUUAGAUGGUCUAAAUUCUCCUGUGAGACCCACACAAACACUCUCGCCACAGGCUACACCAUUCAUACCAUUAUCUCGUGUUAUGCCAGGAGAAGUAGAAAGUUCUACCCCAGGAUUCAUCAAUCAAAGUGUUAAUCGAGGCCCGAUUGAUUCUACCGCACAUCAUCCUAUCACUCUGACGAGACCGGUGGACACAACAUUCCAUUCACACAUCCAGUGAACAAUAUCCACGAUACGUCUAACUUUCUCAUCAAGAAAAAUAUUCUUUUAGAAAGUUUUCAACAGCAGCAGUUCGAGGAUAGACCAGACAGGUACAUCGUGUGGAAGACUCAAUUCAAAAGCAUGGUUGCUGACAUCAAGUGUUCACCUCUAGAGGAGAUCUCUCUUUUAACAAACUGUAUUCGCAAGGACUCCGAUGCUUACAAACUAGUGAUGAGUGCAAGAACUUCAUGUGCAAGCAAUCCACUACAGUGUUUACACACAAUUUGGACCCGCAUGGAUGAGCGAUUUGGUUCAGCUGAAUUAGUGGAGGCUUCGUUGAAAGCUCGGCUCAUGGACUUACCUGACUUUACUGACCGUAAAAAGCUGUAUGGGCUGCAUGACUUGCUAACAGAAAUUGAAGCUGUAAAAAAUCUUAGUGAGUACAGAACUAUAUUCUCGUAUCUGGAUUCCUCUCUUGGGGUUAAGCCCAUCAUUCAGAAACUACCAAAGCAGAUUCAGGGGAAAUGGGUCACACGUGCCAUUAACUACAAAAAGCAACAUGCAGUGCUCUUUCCGCCUUUUACUGAAUUUGUUAAGUUCAUAGGAGAGAUGAGUGUCAUUAGGAAUGACCCUGGACUAAUUUAUGAAACACCAAAAGAGACCAGCUUUUUACAGAGAGUUGUGAAAAAGAACAAACCUGUGUCUGUGACUGCUCGUAAGAUGAACAUUACUGCAGAAAAUUCAAGAAGCUGCUUGAUCCACAAAGCAUCCAAACACUCUAUAAAUGAGUGUAGAGCCUUUCAAUCCAAAAGCCUGGAAAACAGAAAGACACUUUUACGCAAUCAUAACAUUUGUCUAAGAUGCUGUGAAACCUCUGAUCACUUCGCCAACAGGUGUCAGUAAAAGAUUU